AUGGGCGUCGCUUCAUGGAUGGGCUCGAACAUUUUCUUCUUUUUUGUAACCAUGUACUGUCUGUCGUUGCAAUCGAAACGGAGACAUGAAUAAGUAAAUUUUGCAAUGCAGUUGUAAAGCAGUUAUCACUGCACGUCGGCGUGUUUAAGGCAAGGAUGAAGGAUCUCCAAGGCGUUGACAGCUUGCUCUUGAAAGAGCUGAAGUCAUGUUGUGCAAAAGAGUACAACUUUCUUCCCAAGGAGACUGGCCUGAGGGUGAUGGAGUCGACUUCAACAGAGAGUCACAGCACAGUGUCUGCAAAAUGCAGAGACAGCAGAGUGGAAGAGCUGUGGGGCCUGACCAGUUUCUUUGGCUACAGCACUCAAACGUUUGUCCAAGCUGUUAAUUUGCUUGAUAGAUUUCUCACUGUUAUGAAGGUGCAGCCCAAACAUGUGCCCUGCAUUGGAGUCUGCUGUCUUCACAUCGCUGCCAAAAUGGUUGAGGAAGAGAGUAAUGUCUCACCCUCUCAUGAACUCAUUCGCAUCAGCCAAAGCAAGUUCACUGUGUCAGACUUGUCCCGUAUGGAGAAGAUCAUUUCUGAGAAACUCUCUGUGGAGCCCAAGGCAGUGACAGCCCUAACCUUUCUACACCUCUACUACUCAGCCAUCACCUCCAUGUCUGCUGGAAGGGAGGAGAUCCCAAGCAUUGGGAGACUGGAAGCCCAGCUAAAAGCCUGCUUAUGCCGGCUUGUUUUCUCUAAAGCAAAACCGUCGGUGUUGGCGCUGUCCCUCAUUGCUCAAGAGUUUGAAACCCUCCAGUCAGCCACAUUGUUGAAGACUAUUCAGCAAUUCAAAAGGCAUCUAAAGAUCGGUGACAGUGAGCUGCUCUACUGGAGUGAACUCGUGGCCAAGUGUAUGACCGAGUACUUCUCAAGUCAAUGCAACAAACCUGACAACAAAAAGCUUGUUUGGAUCUUGUCCAGGAGAACAGCACAGAGUCUUCAGAACAGUCACUUCAGCGUACCUGGUCUGCCAACUAUACCUGAGAUGAGCUGGGAUGAAAGUGAAAGCGAGGACUCCUUUGAGGACUUGAGCUGCGGAGAAGACAGUCUGUGUGGCUCGUUAGGAAGCGAUGGGGAAGGAGCCUACUUUCCGUCCACGUUUCUUGACCAUGGACAGUAAAGACUCUUGGUUGUGUACUAUUAAGAUUUUUUUUUACCUCUGAAAAGUAACUGAUUUUAAGGUGUUAGACGUGUGUGCGUGUCUCUCUCUCUCUCUCUCUCUCUC
Melanotaenia boesemani (Boeseman's rainbowfish) is the source of this 1265-nucleotide messenger RNA. RefSeq names its product cyclin-G2-like. The record is from RefSeq and is a predicted model, not a curated record. NCBI's taxonomy places the organism in Eukaryota, Metazoa, Chordata, Actinopteri, Atheriniformes, Melanotaeniidae. The coding region runs from base 156 to 1160 and encodes 334 amino acids. Gene Ontology annotation, biological process: regulation of cyclin-dependent protein serine/threonine kinase activity; mitotic cell cycle phase transition. Gene Ontology annotation, cellular component: nucleus; cytoplasm; cyclin-dependent protein kinase holoenzyme complex. The transcript has 8 exons. Gene Ontology annotation, molecular function: cyclin-dependent protein serine/threonine kinase regulator activity.